AUGAAAACGACAACAUCAGAAAUAUCAAAACCAUAUAUUUAUAUUAAUACUAAUGGUUCAUUAUCACACAAGUUGAAUAAAAGAGUCGAAGGUUCAAUUAAAAACAUCGGACAUAUAGAAAAUGAAUCAGAUAAAUUAAAUGAAAAAAACGAAAGAAUGAUUGAAGAAGAUAAAACAUCGAAUGAAUCAUAUCAACAAAAUUUUAAUACUAAUGCGAAUUCAAUUCCAAUCGUUGUCAAUUCCACAAAUUCGCAUUCAAAUUGUAUUAAAGAUAAGUCACAUUUGCUUAAACUUAUAAAAUAUCGAAUUGCUCAAAUUAACCGUUUGGAUGAAUCUGGCAAUAUUGAAACAUCCAAAACGUUAGCAAAAACUGUAGAGACAUUGCCAAGAAGACUACUCUUAGGUGGUAUGGUUAUUGAUCCUUUAAUUGAAGAAAAAUAUUUUAUAUCUACCGGUUGCUUAAAAGGUGGUGGUGCUAGACCUAGUAAAUCUAGCAACGUGAAAAAUCACAGAAGAGAAAACUUAUGUUGUCAAGGUGAAGAUGCUUUUCAAACCGUAAAGAAUGAACUGGAUUUGUUGAGAAAAGCGAGAAACUCUAAUCGUAUGUCGCGUAUCGUUAUAAAAAAUGAGUCUGAAUAUUCACUUGUUUAUAAAAAUCAUGAAAAAUAUAGUGGAUUCUUUUCCCCAGAUGCAAAAGAUGCAUUUCACUUUGAAAAUAAGAGAGAUGGACAAUAUCGCCUAAAAUCAUGA
Molecule: messenger RNA, 750 nt
Organism: Rotaria socialis
Lineage: Eukaryota; Metazoa; Rotifera; Eurotatoria; Philodinida; Philodinidae
Source: the annotation of a GenBank genome assembly